AUGCCUACUGAAUUCCUCCCCGCACAAGCGCCCGCAGGCGUCCAGUGCCACAAAAUCGAUUUCACAGCAACCGACCCACCUCUGCCCAAAUACAAGGGCCUGUUCGCAGCUUUGAUUGACAAUGUCUUGACCCCGGCAGAAUGCGAGGAACUCAUCCGCCAAGCAGAAGCGUCCACCGUCACCUCCACCUCCACUACCCCGACGUGGGAGCGGGCCAUGAUCAACGUCGGCAAUGGGAAGCAGGCCCUAGCGACCGAGACGCGAAACUGCGGGCGGAUCAUCCUUGACUCGCCGGAGCUGGCCCAGAAGCUUAUGGACCGACUGAUGCCUUUCCUACGAGACUUUGGCCUCAAGCGUGUUGAAAACCAGCUCCGGGUGACCGGGUUGGCUGGCCGCAACAAGGUUUACCAUCUCACGCGACUCAAUGAGCGACUUCGCUUUCUGAAAUACGAAGGGGGCGAGUACUUCCGACCGCAUUGGGACGCUUUCUACAGGACUCCCGACCGCCAGGAACAGUCCCUCUACACCAUCCAUCUGUAUCUGAAUGGAGAUGGGGAGCAGGAUGUCAAGGAAUUGAAACGCCAGCAGAAGCGCGUGAAUGAUGGCGGGGAUGUGAACCUGGACGUAAGUGGAAGGCUUCUGGGGGGUGCCACCUCGUUUACCCCCCGGUAUGAGGAGCAAGAGACCCAGGUUCGCGUGUUUCCCAAGACCGGAUCGGUGCUGGUGUUCCAGCAGAAUGACCUCCUCCAUAGCGGGGAUCCGGUUUUUCAAGGCACGAAGUAUACAAUGCGGACGGAUAUGAUGUAUCGCGUGCAGUGA
Aspergillus melleus is the source of this 819-nucleotide messenger RNA. RefSeq lists its product as uncharacterized. Lineage: Eukaryota; Fungi; Ascomycota; Eurotiomycetes; Eurotiales; Aspergillaceae. Gene Ontology annotation, biological process: peptidyl-proline hydroxylation to 4-hydroxy-L-proline. The transcript has a single exon. Gene Ontology annotation, cellular component: endoplasmic reticulum. Gene Ontology annotation, molecular function: iron ion binding; L-ascorbic acid binding; procollagen-proline 4-dioxygenase activity. The record is from RefSeq and is a predicted model, not a curated record. The coding region runs from base 1 to 819 and encodes 272 amino acids.